Endocarpon pusillum Z07020 is the source of this 513-nucleotide messenger RNA. RefSeq lists its product as uncharacterized. NCBI's taxonomy places the organism in Eukaryota, Fungi, Ascomycota, Eurotiomycetes, Verrucariales, Verrucariaceae. Gene Ontology annotation, cellular component: exon-exon junction complex; cytoplasm; nucleus. The record is from RefSeq and is a predicted model, not a curated record. Gene Ontology annotation, biological process: RNA splicing. Bases 1 to 513 code for a protein of 170 amino acids. Gene Ontology annotation, molecular function: mRNA binding. The transcript has 2 exons.
AUGUCUACCGAAAUGGACAUAGAUCCUACCCCUCCAUCCUCCAAUCUCAAAAAUGGCGAUACCAAAGCAAGUUCUGCAGGUGAAGCGCGCACCUCAACCAAUGCUGUAGCUGUCCGCAGUAUUGAAGGCUGGAUUAUUAUCGCCACAAACAUACAUGAAGAAGCUUCCGAGGAGGACUUGACAGAUCUAUUCGCCGAGUAUGGAGAAAUCAAGAACAUCCACCUGAACCUAGAUCGCAGAACAGGCUACGUCAAGGGAUAUGCUCUGAUUGAAUAUCCAACACAACCAGAAGCGAAAGCUGCCAUCAAGGCCCUGAACAAUACUAAACUUCUCGACCAAACGAUUUCGGUCGACUUCGCAUUUGUUCGGCCGCCACCGAAAGAGAAGCCAAAGGGUGGACGUGGCGGACGUGGAGGACGAGGUGGCAGAAGUAGGAGUCGGAGCAGAAGUCGAACUCGCUCGUUGAGUAGAGACAAGGAAACAAGCAAGAGUCCGAAGGAUGACAUCGAAUGA